Dendrobium catenatum is the source of this 954-nucleotide messenger RNA. RefSeq lists its product as uncharacterized. The transcript has 7 exons. NCBI's taxonomy places the organism in Eukaryota, Viridiplantae, Streptophyta, Magnoliopsida, Asparagales, Orchidaceae. The record is from RefSeq and is a predicted model, not a curated record. Bases 85 to 666 code for a protein of 193 amino acids.
UGCUUAAUGCUCCGAAAAUUAAAGGUUGAGGGGAUAAAGCCAUAAGGAGAUUGGAGAAGAGAGUCAAGAAAUUGAGGGGAGACGAUGGCAAUCUCAUCCCUAGUAUACCCGUUCCCAAAGCCCGUCGUAGGCUUCCGGGCGAAACCUCACGCUCGUUUCAGGGCUUCUUCUACUUCUCCAACUCCUGAUUUCUUCUCUUCUGAAUGGCUUGAAUCUCGCAAGAAAAGACCUUUUGGCCCUAAGCUGGAUUUUAGCGCUGAAGAAGCAGUUCAGUGUCAGCUAGAUGCAUUGAAAUACAAUGAUCAACCUCGUCAAGACUAUGGGAUAGAAGUCAUGUACAGGUUUGCUGGAUUUGAUCCCUUUGAAAGAUCAACCUAUUUUGGGCCAUUUUUUGAUCUUGGGCAGUUUGAGCGAUUCAGAAGAUUAUUUCACCAUUCCACUUACCGAGUUCUUCUUUGCCACAAGGAACACAAGAUUCUAAGCAGUUUGUGGGUGAAAGAGGAUCAGUUUAAACAGAGAGUUUUGGUGCAAGGCUCACGGCCCGAGGAAGAAGAAACCUUCCAGUUUACAAUGAUUCAGAGGAUUGGUGGAUGUUGGGAUGGUUACUGGCUAACUGAGAGCCUACUUCAUGAUAGGGAUGUGUUUCUUGGUGGUGUUGCCUAUUGAUGCUCUAAUUACCAUCAGGAUAAUUCACUCAUUUAGAUAAAAUGAUGAUAGAUUCUUCCAAGGUCGAUAGUUGUUUAUAUUGCUUUGUGUAUAGUCUCAUAUUUGAAAAUAGUGUUCAGGCCUGUGAAAAUUUUUUCAAUAGGCUUAAAAAUGUCAUUUUGUUCAUUUAAAAAUGUAUGUUCAAUGAAUAUUAUGGUUCCCUUUAAAUAUAUGUUCAAGGCAAAGAUCACCCAGCAGGGAUCAUAUGUCAAUUCUUUAUCUAAUAAAAUCUAAACUAUAGUUUUGGUA